This is a messenger RNA of Carcharodon carcharias (great white shark), 2610 nucleotides long. Its product is annotated as beta-1,3-galactosyl-O-glycosyl-glycoprotein beta-1,6-N-acetylglucosaminyltransferase 4-like. The coding region runs from base 335 to 1741 and encodes 468 amino acids. The record is from RefSeq and is a predicted model, not a curated record. Lineage: Eukaryota; Metazoa; Chordata; Chondrichthyes; Lamniformes; Lamnidae. Gene Ontology annotation, molecular function: acetylglucosaminyltransferase activity. Gene Ontology annotation, cellular component: membrane. The transcript is spliced from 2 exons.
GUGAGCGUGCCUCACUUUUUACGAUCAUUUCCAACUCUCAGCCACGAUGGUCACAGUUCCAUAACAAACAGUCGAUUAGGCAGGACGCGGUCAAGCGGCAGAGAGCCGCAUUGGAGUCGAUGGAGUUACAGUAAAGGCAACUGCCUGCCUCUGACUGAUGAAGAGUUUAGCCCCGCCACCUUCCGAUAGCGCCGCUCACUGACAGCCCAUAGCACAGCAGUCCAAUGAAGGAACUGCCCCAAGCAGACUGCCUGGAGCUGAGCUGAAGAGUUCUCUCAGGCAUUUUCAAACUGUCCAGCACCGCUUUACUUUCGGAAGUGACCCUGUUUGCUGUAUGUUUGUGAGCGAGACAGCGAGAGAGAGAGACAGACAGAGAAUGUUUUGCAAAUGCUUCACUAUAAAAUUUCAGCUGAAGAAGAUGCUUUUUCUGUCCUUGACCUUUGCACUGGUCGGCCUAUUAAAACUCUACUACAAUCACAUAUUGGUCACAGGACCACAGAAAACUUGGUUAGUGGAACCUUUCUGGAGCACCUCCCAAUUUGUGCGGAACAGAAAGAACAGCAAAUAUGUGCAGCUUAAGCUUGAAAUAAAUUGCACUGCCAUCUACGAGUCCAGCUCGGUGGAAGUGGGUAAAACUUUGGAAAUACGGAAGGGCAAUAUUGUUGAUCUGGAAGAUGAAGAUGUUGAGUUGAUGACAUCUGACUGUGCUCAAUACCUUUCCCAAAGAGGAUAUCAAAAUAAGCUGGUCUCAGAAGAGGAAAAGGAAUACCCUUUGGCAUUUUCUAUGGUGGUUCAUAAAGAUGCUAUUAUGGUGGAAAGGAGCUUAAGAAUGAUUUACAUGCCCCAGAACAUAUACUGCAUUCAUUAUGACCAGAAAUCCUCAAACUCAUUCAAAACUGCCAUAGACAACUUAGCCAAAUGCUUUCCUAAUGUGUUCAUUGCAUCAAAGUUGGAGUUAGUACACUAUGCUCACAUCUCCAGGCUACAAGCAGAUCUCAACUGCCUGUCCGAUCUUCUCCAAUCUUCAGUCCAAUGGAAGUAUGUCAUCAAUUUGUGUGGUCAAGAUUUACCAUUGCGGUCCAACUUUGAAUUGGUAUCUGAGUUGAAGAAGCUGAAUGGAGCUAACAUGUUGGAAUCUAUGAAGCCCAGUGAUACUAAAAAAGAACGAUUCACGUAUCGCCAUGAACUUCAAGAUAACUCAAAUGAGGAUGAACAGGUGCCUUUCAAAACUGGCGUUGUGAAGGAACCUGCCCCCCACAACAUCAAAAUAUUUACUGGCAGUGCCUAUUUUGUUUUGAGUUAUGACUUUGUCAAAUACAUCACUCACAGUAUAGUGGCCAAAGAUUUUCUUGCCUGGUCUGCAGAUACCUAUUCACCAGAUGAGCACUUCUGGGCAACCAUGGUGCGGGUGCCUGGGGUGCCAGGUGAGCUUUCCUGGCCUGAGGCUGAAGUGACAGAUUUGCAGAGUAAAGUGAGGCUGGUAAAGUGGAGCUACCUGGAGGGAGCGCUAUACCCACCGUGCACAGGCACUCACCGCCGCAGCGUCUGCAUCUAUGGUUCUGCUGAGCUCAACUGGCUCCUUAACUAUGGCCAUUGGUUUGCUAAUAAGUUUGACUCCAAAGUAGAUCCUGUAUUAAUAAAAUGUUUGGAACUGAAGAUUAGCGAACGCCAGAAAAAUUGGAUAGAAUUAACUCCUCAAAUGUUCUACAUUUAUGAUCAUGGUGAAAACUUUUGGGGCUGAAGGAAUGUAGCAUUUUGUGCCAAAAGUAUCCACCAGCUUAAGCUCAAAAGGCGAAUACCAAAUCAAAUGAUAUUUUUUCCAGCCAUGUGCAGAAAAUCUUGGUCAAUGGUUUUAUAAAGUGUAAUAUGAAAACAAAUACCUGUUUGAUCAGUUGGACUAGUUUGAUACAAUUAUUGCUAAUGGACAGAAGGUGCCAAUUAUUGAAGUGUUUCACAUCACUUUUAUUCUACAUGUGAAUCUGAUCCUAUGAUGGAUCAUGGGCCAAUUGUAUGAUGGAAAGUAUACUACACAGCCAAUGAAAAGAAUAUGGGCGACGUCUACAAUCAAAUUUUCUUGUUCCAUGUGUUUUCAUGUUCAAUAUAUUAUCCUCUCUGUCCUCAAUCCUGACACAGUAAUAAUGCCAAGCAAAAAUGGGGUGUAUCCUGAGACUGCACAUAAUUAAAAAAUCUUAUGUAAAAUCAUGCAAGCUGAAGAUUGGAGGGUGGGCUGGUAAAGUUAAUAAUAAGAUGCACACCAGAGAGUGGGAUCUAAGUAUGCCAUUGUCAGUAUUUCUGGCUGUGCUUAAACUAAACAGAGGUUGCUUCCUGGGGAAAUUGAUGUAAUAAUGUAAUCCAUUUUAUAAUUCAAAUAUUUCUUACUGAAUGAUUUUAAAUAAUUUAUGGCUUUGGUUACGUGAUCUGUUUUGGCAAUAUCAGGUUUUCUGGCUAGCUCAACAUCUAAGAUGAUGUUGAGCAACUUCAUCAAUGUCAAGCCACUGCAGUGUGCAUCUGACACUAGCCUAUAUAAGAGGAUCUCUCAGCAGCAAUCAGGUCUCAAGUAAGUUGUGCUAAUCUGCUUCAUAUGCAAAAUAGAAAUAUCCAGAGCCUUCA